AUGGUAUAUGACAUUUCAGACAGCCUUCAGUUGGAUAGCAAAACAGGACAAGACCUCAACCCUGAGAGAGAUUGGUACUUCAGGCUGAAAAACAAUGUGGAUCCAUUGGGCAGUGGGCAGCUAAUUGGUUGGGUCAUGAUUGGAAAAGUUUCUCCACAAACAACAGACAAUGACCUUGAAAAUCUCUUCAGCGGUAUUGCUCUGCCGGAUAAGGAAUCAGGAGAAAGGUGUCACCAUUGGGUUUGGAGAGCUGUAUCGGCUCUGCAAAAUGAGUCCGUGAUACCAAAAUUUGAUAUCAAAAAGUUCAAAGAUUGGCUAUUGGAUUAUGCCAAUCAGUGGCUGGCCAAGCCUGAUCCACGCACUGUUCAUGAUUAUAGAUAA
Messenger RNA from Coccidioides immitis RS, 381 nucleotides. RefSeq lists its product as uncharacterized. The transcript has a single exon. Bases 1 to 381 code for a protein of 126 amino acids. The record is from RefSeq and is a predicted model, not a curated record. NCBI's taxonomy places the organism in Eukaryota, Fungi, Ascomycota, Eurotiomycetes, Onygenales, Onygenaceae.